Messenger RNA from Blepharisma stoltei, 438 nucleotides. The record is from the annotation of a GenBank genome assembly. Lineage: Eukaryota; Ciliophora; Heterotrichea; Heterotrichida; Blepharismidae.
AUGAAUUGCAUAACCUCAAGACCUCAAGUCCUAAGACCACGCACAGAUAGCAUGAUGAAUAUUCAGCCGAUCUCCUCUUGUAUCAAUAAAACCUUCCGUAAAUUUUCCUUUGACAACGAUACUCGUGAUGCAAGAAAUGUUAUCAAUCCAUCAAAAUUCAAGCAAAGACCUAUAGACUCAAAUAAAGAAAAUUUUUGCUCAGAAAAUCAGGCAACACCCAAGGAAUCAUUCCAAACAAGAAAUCAAAAACUAAAGAGGCCAAUGAGAAAAGGAUUAAAAAAAUACUUACCAAAACAAGAGCAACCUGCAAUUUCCAUCAAAAAUUCGUUUUAUGAGAUAUUAGACCAAGUAGAGACAGAGCUUGAUAGGAUGGAAGAUCUAUGGAAUAGCGUAACGAUUCCUCACGAUUUUUUUUCAGAUGAGGAAAAUAUUAUUUAA